GAGAUAUUCACUCGUUUGGAGGAUGAGAUUUCCAUUUAUGUAUUUAACGAAUACAUGGAAUCAUAAGAUUCAGUCGUUUUUUUUGCUCCAAUUGAAGUUUGAAUAUUUGUAUUUACUUUUUGGGCCCACUUAUAAUCACUCAUUUUGAGUGAUUUACCAAUCUCUACAAGUAUUUGAGUGAUUGUUGGUGGGACCUACAUAAAACAAUGUAUGCAUUAUUUAACACUUUGGCACUUCCAAACAUUGUAUUGUGCACAAUACAUGUAUUCAACAAACACAACUCUAGAAAUCACAACUUCCAAACAACCCUAAUUGAUUUUUUUUUUAAUUAAAAGUGAGACUGUUACGAUCAAAGAAAAAUAAUACACUAAUUAAUUCAAUACAUCAAUUUGCACAAUCGGCCUUAAUUAGAAAAAAUAGGUCUUUGGUAGACGAGAACUUUUCCAGAUUGGAAAAGAAAUACGAGAGGAGGAAAGAAGGAUGAAGCUUCUGUAGGGCAAGAAAGUUAGAGCUGUGAGAGAAGAGUGAAUGUGGGGCUUCUACUUCCGUCUUUGGUGAAUUGAAUGCUGACCCAUUAAAACAGACGCCACUCACCACCGCCUUCUUCCCCCAACCUGCAACUGACGGCCGUCCCUGUUAUUUUUUUCGUCCCACAAACAAAUAUUUAAUAGAGGUAGAGAAAGCUGCUGGCUUCCUCCUUCCUCUCUGUUGUAUCGUUGUCUUCAACAAGCUACCUCCUCCAGCUCCUUCAUUCUCUCCUCCAAAUCUGAUAUUUGAUCAAUCACCCCCUUUCUCCCCAGGAAGAGAUAUCACAUUCCGCCUCCUGAAUCCCAAUCGCAGAAUAACCCGAACCUGCUUUCCUUCUUCUUCUUCUUCAUCUGUUUUUCGUUCAGAUUUCUGUUUCGUGGUUCUGGGUUGAGAUUUUCCCGGUUCCUCUUCUCACAGGUAAACUUCCCUUCCCUUGCCUGUCUGUUGCUCGCCCUUCUUCUUAUUCUACCAAACGAUCUCUUGAUCCGCGGACAUGGGUUUUCUGUAAUGUUUUCUGCCUUCGAAGAUUUCCGCUUUCAUGUUCCCCCCUCCCAAUGUUUGGUCCUGUGAACUUUCAGAUGUUUCUGACAAACCGGAGGGAUCUUUUUCUUCUUUUAAUGCACAAGGAUACUUAACUGCCAUCUGGGUUUUGGAUCUUUUGGUUGAAAGCUUCGUACUUUAGUUUCUGUGUUUGCCCAAUUUCCCUCCAUUGGCGUUUUCUCCAACAUCUAUCUGCAUAGGUUUAGCUGCUGGUUCCUGUUCUUCGUUCUGUAUUUUUUUUUUUUUUGGUCCCUUCAUGAAGCUGUAUUCAGGAUUUUGAACCUUCUAUUUUAUUGUUUCUUUUCUUCUCAUGUUUCUUCGCUUUUUUUUUUUUUUUUUUUUGCAGGUUGAAUCUUGUGUUGGAGGCACUGUUUAACCAUGGGGGAGGCUCCAGCUUUCUACGCUGACAACCUGCAGAAUGGGUUUGAUAUAAAAACAAUCAAAGCCUGUGAAACUUCCAUUAGCAUCCAGGAUAAAACAUAUGUCAUUGGUAGUAGCGAUGACGCCUUCGAGGUUCGGAUCUGUGAUCAAACUACGGGGAAUUGGGUCAUUCCUACCAUUCUCGGCACAAAACCAAAGCCAGGUAAAGGCUAUUCAGCUGCGGCACUGAAUGAAGAUCGAAUCGUGAUGAUUAAGAAGGGAUCUUCCUCAGAUGACUGCAUUUGGUUUCUUGAGGUGGACACUCCAUAUGUCAAGGAGCAGAAACAAAUUCUUGGCGCUGAGGUUGUAGCCUGGAGUAAAGGUGUAAGAGGCAAUGCAGAGGUACCAAUUGUCAUCAGUGGUCCUUCCGGAGUAGGAAAAGGAACGUUGAUAUCAAAGCUCAUGGAGGAAUUCCCAUCCAUGUUUGGAUUCUCUGUGAGUCACACAACCCGAGCACCAAGGGGCAUGGAACAGGAUGGUGUACACUACCAUUUCACUCAAAGAGCUGUAAUGGAGAAGGAUAUCAAAGAUGGAAAGUUUCUCGAGUUUGCCUCUGUCCAUGGCAACCUUUACGGAACCAGCAUUGAAGCCGUCGAAGUGGUGUCAGAUUCUGGAAAGCGAUGCAUCCUUGAUAUUGAUGUUCAAGGAGCAAGAUCUGUGAGGGCAAGCCCUCUGGAUGCAGUCUUUGUCUUCAUAUGCCCCCCAUCCAUGGAUGAGCUUGAGCAUCGCCUUCGUGCAAGAGCGACAGAGUCUGAGGAGCAGAUCCUUAAGCGACUGCGCAAUGCGAAGGCUGAGAUCGAGCAAGGCCAAUCCUCCGGCAUCUUUGACCACAUCCUCUAUAAUGACAACCUCGAAGAGUGUUACCAAAGCCUUAAAAAAAUUAUUGGCUUGGAUGGACCUGUGGUGGCUACCCAGAAAACAGCGCCUCUAGGAAUCAAUCUCCCGGAAGAGCAUUCAGUGUCGGUAAUGGAUAGCAAAAUCAUCAUCAAGGGUGGAACUGCAGAACUAGAGAAUGCCUCAAAGAACUUGAUUGUGUUGGAUGUGUCCUCUCUCAAGGGAGGAGCUCCAGGGCGGACGAGAGGACUAGAGUUGCACGCUGUCGACUCCUUCUCCGACGGCCUGACCUCGGAUUGCUGACAAGAGAAGAGCCCCCGGAAACUAACUUGAAUGCUGACAUGCUGUUUAUUUUCAUCUACGUCAUUUCUUUUUUAUUUACUAAGUGGGAAAUAUAAGCAGCAGUGAGUCAGUGACAGAAAAGCUUCAUUGAUAGACUUCAAAACCUUCACAUGAUAACUUGCAUAUCUUGGUUCUUUAUAGUUUGAUGGCUUCCUUCCAUAGUUUCAUUCCAUUCAGUCCUAUUCUAACUUCCUUGCUCGCCGCGUUCUGUACAAUAGCCCGAACUGCUAACUGGACAGUUGCUGAGGCAUCAAAAUAGCGCUUACGCUUGUUCGCAUGAUCAACAGCCCUCGAUUGGCGAAUCGAACUGCAACUAAGCAGAGGUAAACAUGAUGCUUAUACAGUUGGAAUAGCCAAAUUCGUUACCUUUGUGGGGUUAGAUGCAGAAGUGGGGCUGCUGAACGGUUGGUUUGGCCAUUUAUCUUUGAAACUUUCAAGAGGCGCUUUUCCCCCUUAUUCAAUGGCGUCUUGUGUAGAUAUGGCCAGAUUAGAUUGGUGGUGGGUGGUGGGGAGGCGCAUCUUUCUUAUCAACUUUUAGCGGAUUGCGCAAAAAAAGAGUCGGCAGAUUCAUCCUUUGCCUUUGUGUAAUUGGUGGGUUUGUGAAACUGAAUUGGCCCCAUAUCCAGCAACAGAAUACUGAUAUAUUUUUAUAGACAAGUUGGUAGGGUCUGGAAUUCAGCAAGAUACAGGUGGACUGAUUCUUUUGUCUCACUGACUGCUGAUUCUUUGUUGUCAUCAAGUAGCCGUAGUUAGUAGCACACACACUUGCCCCACAUUGAACGUAGGUGACUCUUAUCUUCUGUUCUUCGUUAUUGUCUUUAUUUGAUGCAACAAAAUGAUGGUUUCAUCGAAUUUUUUUGGUUCUCAAUUUGGAAGGUGGUAUGAUUACAUGGAAUGAAAUGGAUGAGGAUCA
This is a messenger RNA of Linum trigynum, 3577 nucleotides long. NCBI's taxonomy places the organism in Eukaryota, Viridiplantae, Streptophyta, Magnoliopsida, Malpighiales, Linaceae. The record is from the annotation of a GenBank genome assembly.